Molecule: messenger RNA, 1235 nt
Organism: Capsicum annuum
Lineage: Eukaryota; Viridiplantae; Streptophyta; Magnoliopsida; Solanales; Solanaceae
Product: nucleoside-triphosphatase THEP1
Exons: 6
Coding region: 193-774 (193 amino acids)
Molecular function (GO): ribonucleoside triphosphate phosphatase activity
Source: RefSeq, a predicted model, not a curated record
UUCAAAGUACAAUUUUAAAUUGUAUUUAGAAUUUUCAUGAUCGAACUAUAAUUUUUACUUUUUUCAUAAAAGUGAAAUAAUAUUUUUGUAAAAAAAUAUCUACAUAAUUUUGGAGUGUGGCUCGGGUUUUAGCCGGUUCGAAAUAUAUGUAGUGUUGAACCGUGUGCAAACCAUUAAUUUUCCGGUUCGAAAAUGGCGGCAGCUAGCGGGAAAUGCUUCCUUGUGACUGGCCCUGCUGGUAUUGGUAAGACAACGUUGAUAGUGAGAAUACUUGAAACUCUCAGAAAUUCAAAUCCUAAUUUGAAAGUUCAAGGCUUCUAUACUCGUGAGAUUAGAGAAGGAACUGAGAGGGUUGGAUUUGAGGUCGUGACGCUCGAUGGACGUAAAGGGCUUCUUGCAUCUAACAAAAUCUCGAGCCCGCAGUCUCUUAGGUGGCCCACUGUGGGAAGAUACAGGGUAGAUGUUGCGUCAUUUGAGUCGUUGGCAUUGCCAGAGUUGCAGGUAAAGGAAGAUACUGAUCUCUUCAUCAUCGAUGAAGUUGGGAAGAUGGAGCUCUUUAGUUCCUCAUUCUUUCCAGCUGUACUAAAGGUCCUUCAAUCUAACAUCCCACUCUUGGCUACUAUCCCCAUUACAAAAGCAGGCCGAGAUAUACCUGGAGUUGCAAGGAUGAAAAAUCAUCCAGGAGCUAGAGUUUUUACUCUCGAUACAAAUAACAGGGAUGCUAUGAGAGAACAAAUAUGUUCCAUCUUAGCAGAUGUGCUGCAAAAGCCUUGAGACAUCAAAGAACACAAUCUUCCAGCUAAUGUUGUAAACGCUCUCGCUGUUAACUUAACCUUCAUUGUUUUGCACGCACCAUUGAAUGCAGUAAGUGGUAUAUUUCCCUCAUUCCCUUAAAAUCUCCCACUCUUCGAAAGUCACUUUGACCAAUGUGGCGUAGAAUGCUCAGAACAGCUGCUGAGAGAGGAAUUCUGAAGACGAGAGAAAACUGGAACUAUAUCUUAUACACGUUGCUAGCUAGUUCUGUUUUAGUACGGUACUGAAAGAUGCCAACUUGAUGACCAUUUGCUUGUGGAUUGUAAUCGUGUGGCCGUAGCUCUUUGCCUUUUAUUUUAGGGGACCAAAAUCAAGAAACAGGAUGCUGCUUGAUUGAUUGUGGAAAACUGUCAACAGGACUAUAAUGAAUACCAUAUUGUACUUUUUUUUUAAUGUACAUUUGCUAUGUUGAGUUCCUCUAA